AUGGCUCUUUAUCAAGAAGAUUCUAAAUCAUUAAGGUAUCGUUCAAGUGAAUCUACAUACAAAUUGAAGACAAUCAAUCUUAUCAUUCAAAUUUUUCAUACAAUUUUAUAUCAAUUUAUUGGAAGUUUAAGUUUAGCCUCUUUAUUAAGUUAUAUUACAUGGCCAUUGCUUCAAUUAUUAUGUUUAUACAGAAUUAUUAAUUAUAUAAUAAAACAUAAAAAAAUAUCCAUUUUAAAAUCUACAUUGAAAUGGGAACAGAAAUUACAGAAUUUCGAAUGGCAAAUUCAUCAUUUAGAUUGUAAUGUAUUUACAUUAAUUAUUAUUGAAAAACAAUCAUUUUACAAAUCAUGGAAACAAUUAAAUUCUAGUUUAGUAACUAUUCAAUCAUUAAAUAAUAUAAUAGAAUUAAUUCGAUGGUCAGAAGUUUUACUAACAUUAGCUAAAUUAGCUAGUUCAGCUAUAGCAACAAUGUUUGGAUUAAUUUACUUCUCUCUGAGACCGCCAACAUUAAUUGCAUUUCCUAUCAUAGCAAUUAUCUCAUUUGUAUUUUGUUAUUUUAUUUCAAGUGUUAUACUUGCCACUUUACAACAUAUACUAUCUACAAUUGUAAUUUGUUAUUGUUUACAAGAAUGUAAAUUUGCUGAAGAUGAACUAUUUGGUCGUGAAUCUAAAUUUAUUUUUCGGCAUGAAAAUUUCAAGUGUCAUUUGGUCAAAUUAUUAAAUACCACCAAUUCAAAGCCUAAUACAUUACGUAAUGGAUGUAUAACAGAUAAAUUUCAUAAUCAAUUAUCUGAUUCUUUUCAAAAUUAUCGAAAUCUUGAUAUACAAUGGAUAGAGAAUUCAGAGGAUGAUUAUAGUGUAAAAGGAUUUACAUUGAAUCCUCCAUUACCAAAGAAAAAAACUAUUUGUAUACAGUAAUAUUAUGUAAUGAUUGUAAAUUAUUGUAAUAUUUCAAAUUCUGUUAACAUAUAUAUUCAUUUUUUAUCAUUCUAAUGAUACUACUAAUACUACUAAUACUAUUACUAAUACUACUACUACUACCACCACUACUACUACUGCUACUACUAAUACUACCACUAUCACCACCACUACUACUACUACCACUACCACCACCACUACUAAUAAUAAUAAUACUGCUAAUACUACUAAUAGUACGACUACGACUAUUACUACUACUAUUAAUACUACCAAUCAUAAUAAUUAUAAUAAGACUGGUUAGUAUUCAUUUUCUAUUCGAUAUAAUGUAUUCAAACAAAUGAUCAUUAUAAUUUUUAUAAUAAUCCAUACGGAACAUUAUGUAAUGAGACAUACUAACUUAUACUCAUAGAGUGAAAAGACUUUGUAAAGUGUUUCCUCCUCCUCCUCCUCCUCCUCCUCUACUACUACUACUACUAAUAAUAAUAAUAAUAAUAAUAAUUCAUGAUUAUGUAUCCAUGCGCACAUUUUCAACUUUUCCUCUUGAAUCUUGACAAGUCGAUUCGCAGAGUUGGAUACAAAAAAAGCUUUUCCAUUUUAAAGGAUUUUACUUUUAUUUAUUUAUUUAUUCAUUUUGACUGUAAAUAGGCUGACAGGUACUUUUCCUUUUUUAUUACAUCUCUUGCAUGAUUACAUAACACAUUUCCUUUUUAAUCUGUUUUUUGUUUGUUUGUUUGUGUAAAUUUAAUGCAUGGUGAUGAUGUUAUAACACAGUGUAAUAAAAUCUUAUUUAAAUUAU
This is a messenger RNA of Schistosoma haematobium, 1714 nucleotides long. RefSeq lists its product as uncharacterized. The transcript is spliced from 6 exons. Bases 1 to 918 code for a protein of 305 amino acids. Gene Ontology annotation, molecular function: transmembrane transporter activity. The record is from RefSeq and is a predicted model, not a curated record. Lineage: Eukaryota; Metazoa; Platyhelminthes; Trematoda; Strigeidida; Schistosomatidae. Gene Ontology annotation, biological process: transmembrane transport.